AUGGAUCCCUUAAACCAGUCUCCUCUCCCGGUGCCUUCGCGGGUUCAGCGACUACAACUCCCAGGGUGCCGCGCGCGCGCGCGCCCCCGGGAAAACUCCAUCUCCCAGCAGCCGCCGCGAGUCCGGGGCGUACAAAUAGCGGCGCGCGGCGGCCGGGGCCAGUCGGCGGCCCGGGCGGGGAGCGACUGGGCCGCGGAGGCGGAGGGGACGCGCGCUACGGUGGCCGGCAGGGGGCGGAGGGCGGCCGCGGGCCCUGCUGACACCAUGGGUGGCGGCUCGGGCGGCUCCCGGCGCCGCAGGACCGGGUCCAGGGCCUCGGGCCAGGGCGGCGGCGGCCCCGCCGGGGUGGACGAGGAGCCGCGGGACGCGGGGGACGCCCCGAUCUCCGCCCCGGCCCCGGCCCCGGCCCCGGCCGCCCACAAGGACAAGGGCGGCGGCGACUCGGACUCGGGGAGCGGCCCCUGGGACCUGAGGUGCCAUCGCCUCCAGGACUCCCUGUUUAGCUCUGACAGUGGUUUCAGCAAUUACCGUGGCAUCUUGAACUGGUGUGUGGUGAUGCUGAUCCUGAGCAAUGCGCGGUUGUUUCUGGAAAACCUCAUCAAGUACGGCAUCCUGGUGGAUCCUAUCCAGGUUCUGUCUCUGUUCCUGAAGAACCCCUACAGCUGGCCCGCCCUGUGCCUGGUCCUCGUGGCCAAUGUCUUCGCUGUGGCUGCAUUCCAGGUGGAGAAGCAUCUGGCUGUGGGGUCCCUGACAGAGCAGGCGGGGCUGCUACUGCACUCGGCCAACCUGGUCACCAUCCUCUGCUUCCCGGCGGCCGUGGCCUUCCUACUCGAGUCCAUCACGCCAGUGGGCUCCGUGCUGGCACUGAUGGUCUACACCAUCCUCUUCCUCAAGCUCUUCUCCUACCGCCAAGUCAACCUGUGGUGCCGGGAGCACAGAGCGCAAGUCAAGGGCAAGGCUGCCGCGCCCAGCAAGAAAGCCAAUGGGAGCAGCGCCCAGCAGCCCGUGAACUACCCUGACAACCUGCACUACCGAGACCUCUACUACUUUCUCUUUGCCCCCACCCUGUGCUACGAACUCAACUUUCCCCGUUCCCCUCGCAUCCGGAAGCGCUUCCUGAUGAGGAGGAUCCUAGAGAUGCUUUUCUUCACCCAGCUCCUGGUGGGGCUGAUCCAGCAGUGGAUGGUCCCCACCAUCCAGAAUUCCAUGAAGCCCUUCAAGGACAUGGACUAUUCCCGCAUCAUCGAGCGCCUCCUGAAGCUGGCGAUCCCCAACCACCUCAUCUGGCUCAUCUUCUUCUACUGGCUCUUCCACUCGUGUCUCAACGCGGUGGCCGAGCUCAUGCAGUUUGGGGACCGCGAGUUCUACCGGGACUGGUGGAACUCUGAGUCGGUCACCUACUUCUGGCAGAACUGGAACAUCCCUGUGCACAAGUGGUGUUCCAGACACUUCUAUAAGCCCAUGCUCCGGCGCGGCAGCAGCAAGUGGCUAGCCAAGAUCGGGGUGUUCCUGGCCUCGGCCUUCUUCCAUGAGUACCUGGUGAGCAUCCCGCUGCGCAUGUUCCGCCUCUGGGCCUUCACGGGCAUGAUGGCACAGAUCCCGUUGGCCUGGAUUGUGAGCCGUUUCUUCCGCGGCAACUACGGUAACGCGGCCGUGUGGCUGACGCUCAUCAUCGGGCAGCCGGUGGCCGUGCUCAUGUACGUCCAUGACUACUACGUGCUCAACUACGAAGCCCCAGAGGCAGGGGCCUGAGGUGCCGCUGCUUUUGGCCUGCAAGGCCGCUCUGCCCCUAUGGGGCACCUUCCUCACCCUGGGACACUGCCAGGAUGCAGCAUCAAUAAAGUGCUGUCCCAAGUGUCCA
This is a messenger RNA of Suncus etruscus (white-toothed pygmy shrew), 1861 nucleotides long. It is a transcript of the gene DGAT1, whose product is annotated as diacylglycerol O-acyltransferase 1. The coding region runs from base 1 to 1752 and encodes 583 amino acids. Gene Ontology annotation, molecular function: diacylglycerol O-acyltransferase activity. The transcript has 18 exons. Gene Ontology annotation, biological process: triglyceride biosynthetic process. NCBI's taxonomy places the organism in Eukaryota, Metazoa, Chordata, Mammalia, Eulipotyphla, Soricidae. The record is from RefSeq and is a predicted model, not a curated record. Gene Ontology annotation, cellular component: endoplasmic reticulum membrane.